UCAAAUUCCACGAACAAUGAACCAACAAUUUUCUAAUAAUUAAAUAAAUAAAUAAACAAUAAGGGAACCCACGCCACAUCUCUCUCCAUCGCACUGCCGCAAGCCGUCCACCCUCGCGCCGCCGUCAUUCUGCCGCCACCUCCGAGGAGCCUCUGUUCGUCGCCUCCGAGCGCCUCUGUUCGUCGCCUCCGAGCGCCUCUCUUCUUUUAUUUCAUUCUUCAACGAUUUCUCUCCACUAUUACUGUUUAAGUAAUCCUCGAAUAUUGGACUAAUUAGGUGGUCGAAGCCAAAAUGUGGAACAAAUUAAGAAAAAUCACAUUAAAACAAAUUAAGUGAUCUUCUGAGCUUCUUCUCGAUCAGAGCCAUGGGGUUUUUGGGUUUUUUCAGGAGGUUUAAUGGCCUUCAGAAAUUUGAUGCAACCCUUAGAGCAAUACCAGUUGGGUACGUUCAGAGUAGAUGCUUAUCAAAUUCCAAGCUUUUCCAUGGCGGCAAAGAAACAAUGGUUCCGGUUUUAAUUGUUGGCGCAGGACCUGUUGGUCUCGUCCUUGCUAUUCUUCUCACUAAAUUAGGGGUUAAAUGUGCAGUUGUGGAGAAGAACAGAAGUUUUUCUAAACAUCCGCAAGCUCACUUCAUAAAUAACAGAUCCAUGGAGGUAUUUCGCAAAUUGGAUGGACUAGCAGAGGAGAUACAAUUACAUCAACCACCUGUCGAGUCAUGGAGAAAGUUCAUAUAUUGUACUUCACUGAAUGGUACAAUUCUCGGAUCUGUAGACCAUAUGCAACCACAAGAUUUUGAGCACAUCACCAGCCCAGUUUCUGUUGCACAUUUCUCCCAGUACAAAUUAAACAGGUUACUACUUAAGCAACUUCAAAAUCUUGGGUUUCAAGUCUGUACACCGGAAAGCUUGGAAGGCCCCUGUGUAGUAAGAGAAAAGAAAAUACUUCUGGGGCAUGAGUGUGUUUCUAUUGAUGCUACUGAUGAGACAAUAACCAUGACUGCAUCUUAUCUCAAGGAAGGGACACAUAUUAAGAGGAGGAAUAUCAGCUGUAAUGUCCUUGUUGGUGCAGACGGUGCUGGAAGUUCUGUCCGGAGACUAGUAGGCAUAGAAAUGAAGGGUGAAAAUGACUUACAAAAGCUUGUAAGCGUCCAUUUCUUUAGUAGAGAGCUUGGUGAGUAUUUGCUAAAAGAGAGGCCUGGUAUGCUAUAUUUCGUCUUUAACACUGAAGCUAUUGGGGUUCUUGUUGCUCAUGAUCUCAAGCAAGGCGAAUUUAUAUUGCAGGUACCAUUCUAUCCUCCUCAACAAAAUAUUGGAGAUUUCUGCCCUAAGAUGUGUGAGGAGUUAAUCUUCAAAUUGGUUGGUCAAAACCUUUGUGACAUAGAUGUGCAAGAUGUAAAACCUUGGAUUAUGCAUGCUGAAGUUGCCGAGAAGUUCAUAUGCUGUCAAAGUCGUGUAUUGCUUGCUGGUGAUGCUGCUCAUCGAUUUCCUCCAGCUGGUGGAUUUGGAAUGAAUACUGGAAUUCAAGACGUCCAUAAUCUUGCCUGGAAAUUAGCUGCAGUGCUACAAGAUAUUGCAUCACCUUCAAUAUUAAAUACUUAUGAAAUGGAAAGGAGGCCGAUAGCACUAUUCAAUACGGCCCUUAGUGUUAAGAACUUCAAAGCAGCCAUGGAAGUGCCUGCAGCUCUUGGUCUGGAUCCAAAGAUUGCAAACUCUGUGCACCGAGUAGUUAACCAUGGCCUUGGUUCUAUUUUAUCAUCCUCACAACAGAGCGCAGUUUUGGAUGGAAUUUUUAAGAUAGGUCGUUUGCAGCUCUCAGAUUCAUUUCUGAAUGAUGGAAAUCCCGUUGGAUCUUCAAGACUCGCAAAACUGAGACAGAUAUUUGAUGAAGGGAAGAGCCUUCAACUUCAGUUCCCUGCGGAGGAUCUUGGUUUCAGGUACUCCGAAGGGGCAAUAAUUCCUGAUGAUUCUCUCCUUGGUGGUCGAGAAGAACCUACAGGUCGUCGGAGACAGUACGUCCCUUCUGCAGAUCCAGGAUCAAGGCUGCCUCAUAUGAAUGUGAGGGUUUUGGCCAGUGAGGAGAUUUUUUCCACGCUCGAUCUUGUAUCUGGGGAUGUAGUCCAAUUCCUUCUCAUAAUAGGUCCGCGACCGGAGUCUUACUGUCUUGCUCACGCUACUCUCAAGGUAGCAGAGGAAUUCAAAAUUUCUGUUAGGGUAUGCAUUUUAUGGUCUGCUGAUACCACCAAGAUUCAGUCAAGCAGCAAGGAAGAACUAACACCUUGGAAGAACUACAUUGAUGUUCAAGAAAUUCGGCAAUGGUCAACUUCACCGUCAUGGUGGGACGUUUGUCAGAUGACCGACAAAGGAGCAAUCCUAGUCCGGCCUGACGAGCAUAUUGCUUGGAGGGUGAAGUCAGGUAUUUCUGGGGAUCCAAACACAGAACUGACGAGAGUUUUUACUACACUUUUGAAGUGAUAUGUUUGGCUUUACUUUGUUGUGUUUCACAACAUGAGUGGUUUUAGAGAUUUCACGUAGAAAAGUGCAGUACUUGUAGCCAUUGGCAUAUAUUAUUGGGAACUUGGGGAACAUUGCAGAAUGAAUUGUAUUACUCUUCAUAAAGUUUAAAAUUGUACCAUUUUAACUUUUAAAGUAAAAUAAAGAUUAUUUACCGUA
Messenger RNA from Benincasa hispida (wax gourd), 2668 nucleotides. RefSeq names its product FAD/NAD(P)-binding oxidoreductase family protein. Gene Ontology annotation, molecular function: 3-demethoxyubiquinol 3-hydroxylase activity; FAD binding. The record is from RefSeq and is a predicted model, not a curated record. Lineage: Eukaryota; Viridiplantae; Streptophyta; Magnoliopsida; Cucurbitales; Cucurbitaceae. Gene Ontology annotation, cellular component: mitochondrion. Gene Ontology annotation, biological process: ubiquinone biosynthetic process.